This is a messenger RNA of Lates calcarifer (barramundi perch), 2612 nucleotides long. RefSeq names its product calneuron 1 (gene caln1). The transcript has 6 exons. Gene Ontology annotation, molecular function: calcium ion binding. Lineage: Eukaryota; Metazoa; Chordata; Actinopteri; Centropomidae. The record is from RefSeq and is a predicted model, not a curated record. Bases 525 to 1181 code for a protein of 218 amino acids.
UUUUGGCCACCGGGCUCCUCAUCAAUCUUACCGACGCUCGGCACCUGUGCGCGCGGAUCUUCAGUCCACGGAUUUAUUUAUUUUUUUUACUUUGAGCCAAAGGACCCGUGCAGUGAAAUGUUCUCUCCCCGUCCGUGAACAUAACCGGAUACGACGCGGAACGAGAGGAGAAACUAAAAAAUUGAUGAGAGUUUGGCGAAAAAGUGCAACUCGGUUUUAGACGCGCGGUGCGCUGCUGCCGCUGCUGGACUUCAUAGAGGGGAAAAAAAUAACCAACCAACCAACCAACCAACCAGUGUGACCUCUCAUCUUUUUUUUUUUUUUUUACAAUGGGAAGAAACAGCUGCACUGCAUCCCCAAAAUAAAGGAAUAAUUCACUAAUAAAACAGCAGGCAACCCGGAUCGAUCAACGAGGCUGAUUGAGGAGUCCACCUCAAGUCCCUAAACUGGAUCCUACUGCGGGCAUCGAUUAACGGAUUUGACUGAUCACCUUUACACACUCAGCACACCCUCAAAGGGAGAAGAUGCCGUUCCACCAUGUGACGGCAGGCCUGCUCUACAAGGGGAACUACCUGAGCCGCUCGCUGUCAGACAGCGACAGCGACGUGCUGGCCAGCAUCUCUGUGGAGGAGCUUGAUGAGAUCCGGGAGGCGUUUAAGGUGCUGGAUCGUGACGGAAACGGGUUCAUUUCCAAACAGGAGCUGGGCAUGGCCAUGCGCUCUCUGGGUUACAUGCCCAGUGAGGUGGAGCUAGCCAUCAUCAUGCAGAGACUAGACAUGGAUGGUGAUGGACAGGUUGACUUUGACGAGUUCAUGACGAUCCUCGGACCCAAACUCCUGUCAUCUGAAACGAGGGAAGGCUUCCUGGGCAGCACAAUAGAUACUAUCUUCUGGCAGUUCGACAUGCAGAGGAUCACCCUGGAGGAACUGAAACACAUCCUGUUCUACGCCUUCCGCGACCACCUGACCAUGAAGGACAUUGAGAACAUCAUCAUCAAUGAGGAAGAGAGCCUGAAGGAAAACUCUGGGAACUGUCAGACAGAGUUUGAAGGAGUUCACCCCUCAAAGAAGAACCGUCAGACAUGUGUGAGGAAGAGCCUCAUCUGCGCCUUUGCCAUGGCGUUCAUCAUCAGCGUCAUGCUCAUCGCAGCCAAUCAAAUGCUGAGGAACGGCAUGGAGUAGCUGUGCUCACUGUGAGCGGGGAACAAGCCAGCCUGCAUGUGCAUGCCAGUGGGUGAGGUCGUAUCUCUGCUGAUAGGAAAAGAACUACAAGGAGUUAACACUCAAAAUAAUCAUCGACAAAAUCCAUUUUUUUAGAAUUAUCCUUCGUUUUUUGUUUGUUGUUUUUUUUCCGAACGGGCGGCACCUCUCCGCUCGACGUCCAAUGAAACCGUGAAGCCAGCAUGAGGAGUCAUGCAGGACUCCUCCCCCUUUACUCUGACAGGGACACUCAAGGGCUGACAUUACACAUAAUACUCUGUCGUCUCUGUUUCCCUGAUGCAAUAAAAAAAUGUUUAAAAAAAAAAGAAGAAAAAAAAAACAGUUGAGUGCAGAAGUUCAGAGCUGCUUGCUUUUCCAGCAAGAUGUGACGUGUGUGUCUGCAGAUCUGUCACCCACCAGGAGUCUGAUGAGCUAGCAGGUCUGUAGUCUGGGCCCCCGAUAGGGAAUGAGAGGAAGGGAACAAUUGCCCUCUUAUUAUAGUUCCUGGAAGGAUGAUGGCAGAGCUCGCCGCCACUCAAGCGGAAGGAACUGUAAGCGUCAGGCCACAGCUCCUGGAGCUCUCGUGGUGCUACGAUACUUGAGCUUUCCAACUCUCUAUUUUCAACUACUGCGUCUGGGGGCUGGUAUUAGCUGCUGGCAUCAGUUCAUCGGCCCUACAAACCAAGCAGUCAAGAGAGUAAAAUGUUAAAUUGGCCUUGUGAUAUUUGUGAGUGAAUACAGUGGCUCAGAAGGUUUGGUUUUGGAUCCUCUCUCUCUCUUGGAUACUGUUGGGUGAACACUGUUCAAAGUGCAAAGAGGAGGUUUCUGUGUCUUAUUAAAGGGGGAAAAAAAAUCCACCCUCCAAUGCUCGCUCACUGUUAUAUAUCAUCUAUAUAUGAUGCUCACUGCACUCCAGGACUUAUUUUGCAAAGAGACUUUAUUCAACUUUUUGGUCCAUCCACUUUCUCUCAGUCUGUCUCAUCUACUUUUGCCUCAUUUGGUGAUUUCCUGCAUUUCCCAAAAUGACUUUGUACAACCCCCAGAGAACAGGUGUGUGAACUCAUCGCAUUCAGCUGUGUGUUAAUGCGUAGGUGGAAAGAGCGAGGGCAAAAUGUAUGAGCAAAAUAGCAAGAGGUUUUCUAGUCUACAAAACCUGAAUUGCACCUUUUAUUCUAAAUGCAGUAUGUCUUGUAGCUGUGAUGCACUCUGGCUGCUUGACAGAUUCCUACCUGCACGUCUGCUGGGGCCAUUAUUAAAUGAAGCUUUUGCUCUCUAUUCCUGAGAUACUGACACCAAAACCUACACACACACACACACACACACACAUACACAUAUAUAUAUAUAUAUAGAACAUUUAACAUUUUUCUGCUCUCGAACUCAGCUCUAGUUGGAAUCUAUGUGAUGCCAUAUCUG